Anas platyrhynchos (mallard) is the source of this 1483-nucleotide messenger RNA. Lineage: Eukaryota; Metazoa; Chordata; Aves; Anseriformes; Anatidae. The record is from RefSeq and is a predicted model, not a curated record.
AUGGGCAGCCAGGGCAGAGUGCCAGCCUCCUGCUGGGCCGGGGCAGAGCUGGGCUCACGGACAAUCCAGCUGCCCCAUUUCCACUUCAAGGUGAUGAAGAAGAAACGCAAACUCCAGGAGGCAAGGCUGGGCCCGGGGACGUACAACAUCAGGGGCUCCCUGCAGGAGACGCGGCCCUCCAGCCUCCGGGGCAUCUGCGACACACGGGAGCCGAGGUUCAGGGCUGGCCAGCGGGACUGCUUCCCUGGCCCCGGCACCUACGGCCCCCGGGGGAACCCCUACACCCCGCUGGACGAGAGGGACAAGCGCUCCGCUGGCACACGUGGUCUGAUGGACAGCAGGACGGAGAAGUGUGUCCUCCCAGCAGCCAUGGGCAGCGGCCUGGGGCCCGGCACCUACUCCCUGCCCAGCAGCAUUGAGGAGGGGCUGCGGCGGGCGGCCGGCCGCGUCCCCCCCCAGGUUUCAGGGGACAAGACGAAGCCCAGCAGCAGCCGGCGGCAUGACUGGGAGCAGGGGCAAGGCACCGAGCUGGGCGCUGGCACUGCCAAGAGUUUCCUGGACGAGCUGGUGUCAAAGGAAAACAAGAAGAAAGGCUGCUUCAGCACCCUGCCGAGGAACCCGGGCUGCCCCUCGGAGAGGAUCUUCUGGGCCACGCUCAGCCAGUGCCCGAGGGAUGCGUAUGCGGCAGGGCCUGGCUCGUACGAUCCCAAACCCUUUGAAGGAUCUGCAGACUUCAACCAGCCCCCGUUCUGGUCAUCUGCCAAGAGGUUUGACAGAAAGUCCGACCGCCUCUUCAAUGGGAACGAGGUGAGUGAGCAGGGAACGAGAGAGCCAGAACAAAGCCUGAAGGGCUCAAAGCCAGCAAGGGAAGCUUUGCUCUCAAACAGCCCACCUUGGCUAGGGACGAGGAGAGGACUUCCACGCGGCUCUCUCUCUCCUUUGUGCAGCUGUGUGGGGAGCAGGCAACUUGCAAGAGGUCAAGGCACCUUCGUAAUUGCGGGGGAACCUGACACAUUACUCUGCAGUGGCCAGGCUGCGAUAAAGCAGCCCGUGGCUAUCGCUAGCAGUAGGCAACCGGGGAGCAUGCUUCAGUCAGUGGAGCUAAUCAGAAAGCCACCGCCUGGUUGUGCCCCUGCAAGAUGGGAAACCGUGUGUGUGACCUUCUGCUUCCAGAACACCGUAGGAGUUGGCCGCUACGAUGUCACCAGGGGUGAGCGCUGCCCUCAGCAGCUCAGGUACCAGUCCCUGUACCUGCAUGACGCUCAGCGGUACCUCAGCAACCCGAAGCAGGACGCCUACCUGCUUGAGCGGCUCAGGCCUGUUGUGAAAAACAACUGGAGAUUGAUUUCUGCUCCACACUGCCCGGACAUUUGUGAAGAAACCACUGCUGUUUUCCACAUGUAAGGUGGCGCUGGGAAGCCCGGAUCAGUAAAUAAAUCAGACACGCCAGUAGAUGGGACGGUGUAGAUGAGAAUACUUGCAA